AUGUCUCGCCGCCUCCUCCCCUCUCCAAUUUCGCUGAGACGGGUCGCCCUUAUCCAAGUCCGCCACAACAGCACUAUUGUCGGCACCAGCGCGAAAGGGUCGGUAAUCAAUGUCCAGCAGAUCCCCGCGCCAGGAGCAGGGCAUAUCCGAGUGCUUCUAUUGAAUAGACCAGAAGCCCGAAAUGCUAUUUCGCGCCAGCUACUGGACAGCUUGACCAAGCAUGUCAACUCGGUUGAGGCUGAACAAGGGGAUGGGCCGACACGAGCAUUGAUUCUCGCUAGCAAUGUGGAUGCGUCAUUUUGCGCUGGGGCAGACUUGAAAGAACGGGCGGGGUUUACAAGACAAGAAACCGAAGCAUUCCUUGCCCAACUCCGUCAAACGUUCGCCAGCCUUGCUGCCCUUCCAAUCCCCACAAUCUCAGCCAUCUCCUCCAUGGCUUUAGGAGGCGGACUCGAGCUCUCCCUGACCACCAACCUCCGCGUCUUCAGUUCAACAAGCAUCGUCGGCCUGCCUGAAACCCGACUGGCCAUCAUCCCUGGUGCGGGAGGCACCUACCGACUGCCCAGACUCAUUGGCGAAAACCGGGCACUGGAUAUGAUCCUCUCCGGUCGCAGAGUCAGUGGCGCAGAGGCAUACUUUCUCGGACUCUGUAACCGGUUAGUGGAGAUCACCCCGGAGGAAGGUGCGAAGCCAGGCGCUGCGAGGGAGAAAGUUCUGCAGGAGAGCAUCAAGCUCGCUCUAGAUAUCUGUGAGGGCGGUCCGAUUGCGUUGAGGCAAGCCCUGAAGGCGGUCCGUGGGUUCGAGAAGGGCGCAGAAGCGGAGAACGAGGCAUAUUUGGGCGUUGUGGAGACGGAGGAUCGGUUUGAGGCGCUCAAGGCCUUUGCGGAAAAGAGGAAGCCUUACUUUAAGGGCAGGUGA
Molecule: messenger RNA, 918 nt
Organism: Paracoccidioides brasiliensis Pb18
Exons: 2
Coding region: 1-918 (305 amino acids)
Biological process (GO): fatty acid beta-oxidation
Cellular component (GO): mitochondrion
Molecular function (GO): enoyl-CoA hydratase activity
Source: RefSeq, a predicted model, not a curated record